GCCAAGUUUAAAUGCCAUGUCGGCCCCACUCCAAAACCCAAAAAAAGUUGACUCCAAACAAUUCUCAUCACAAAUUGCAUUUUCUUGGCGUUACAAUAUGAUAUGCCUUAGCUUGGUGGUGAAUGAGCGGAGAAGAUUAGAAUAACCCCCUCCCAAAUUUAACCAGAAAAUAAAAAAAAAUUAUUCCGUUUUUUUUUUUUGUUUUUUUGUUUUUCCGAGGAAGAACAAUAACCUUAUAUUAAAUCAUGUUUCUUUCCAAAUCAAGAUCUGGGAAGAAAUGUCAUCCGUCGAUUCUGUCGAGGACAAAGAUGUGCAGGGGGGAUUCUGCCACGUCGCAGGUUGAUUCGAAGGCUGUGGUUUCGCUCGAAAGAAAGCCUUCCAAGUCCGACGAACAGAACCGGAGCAGUAGAGCCCUGCAAGUCCAAGAAACCUCAGUGUGGGAACUAGAAGAGGAAAUCAAUAUGUUAAGAGAGCAAUUGGGAUGUGCAGAAGCAGAUAGAGACAAAGCUCUUGCUGAUCUUGUGGAGAUUAGACAAUUAAUCAAUGAAUACAAUUACUUGAAAGAUGUUUUGUACAACACACAGAAAGAGCUGAAUGACAAAGACAGAGCUAUGGAGCUGCUGAGAUCGAAACUCGACGAGGCCGAGGCCGAAAGAGAAGAUUCAAAAGAGAGGUUGAGAGAGGCAAUUGCCAAUGCAGAAGCCUCCGAGGCGCGGUCCCGCCAAGCAGUCUCUGAUCUUCGGAUCCGGAUCAAGGAGCUCGAGGAGCAGGCAGAAAACAAAAAAGACCGUGACCCGAAGAUCGAGAGCCUGAGCGAAGAGAUAUCUUCGCUCAGAAAGGAGUUGAAAAGGGCAAAGGAGGAAGAGGAGAAGAGCAGAAAGGCGAUGGAUGGGCUCGCGUCGGCUCUGAAAGAAGUCGCGGGAGAAGCGAUCGAGGCCAAGGAAGACGUGAAGCUGAAACUCGCCGCGACUCAGUCCGAGCUGGACCAAGUGAAGCGGGAGAACGCGAAGUUGAAAGAGAGAACAAAGAGAGGAGAGGAGAAGUGUCUGAAAGAACUAGAAGAGACUAAAAAGGAAAUAGAGGUAUACAAAAACACGGUGGAGAGGUUGAGAUUGGAGGCGGAGGAGGGGCUUUUGGCGUGGAAUGGGAAGGAAAUGGGGUUCGUGAGCUGCAUAAAGAGGGCGGAGGAGGAACGGGACAAUGCGAGUAGGGAAAUCCUUAGGCUGAGAGACCUGUUGAAGCAGGCAAUAAGUGAAGCCAAUGCUGCUAAGGCUGCUGCUAACAUUGCCAUUGAUGAAAACUCGAAGCUCAAAGAUUGCUUGGCUGCUGCUGGGAAAGGUGGCUUAAGAACAUGAAGAUUGGAAGACCCAACUCAGCCCAAAAGAUCGCGUGACUAAGAAAUUAGACACUUAGGG
Molecule: messenger RNA, 1415 nt
Organism: Cuscuta campestris
Lineage: Eukaryota; Viridiplantae; Streptophyta; Magnoliopsida; Solanales; Convolvulaceae
Source: the annotation of a GenBank genome assembly